Salarias fasciatus (jewelled blenny) is the source of this 3103-nucleotide messenger RNA. Its product is annotated as nucleolar protein dao-5-like. The transcript has 23 exons. The record is from RefSeq and is a predicted model, not a curated record. Bases 283 to 2916 code for a protein of 877 amino acids. NCBI's taxonomy places the organism in Eukaryota, Metazoa, Chordata, Actinopteri, Blenniiformes, Blenniidae.
CUUCCUCCAAAAACCGAAGCGGAAGAUAGCGUGAAGCUGAUUAUCUGGACCGUCUGUCACGUCUCUGAUCGAAGCAGAACCGGGUCCUCAAACCGACCCGGUGGCUCUCUGCACGGCAGGGACCGGACCUGCAGCCGGCAGCUCACCCGAGCGGGACGCCGUUCAGCUAAUGACCGGGAGCAGCCGGAGCGACCCGUGAACUCAGCCAACAAUAGAUCGAGAGGAAGCUAGCAGCGAAGUUCGGAUGAGGAGCGUAACCAGAGCCUCGCACGAGCUGCCAAAAUGGAUUUCAGUACCGUUAUCUGCCCUGCUCGCGUUCACGACUCUCCAGGGAAGGAAAGCAACAGCUCUGAAGAAUUCGUCCCUCUGUCAACGUUACUGUCAGGCGGAAAUGGAAAAAAGUCUCGUGGCAACACUCGCAGCCUGAACUCAAACUCUGAAGCUUUGGAGGAUAACUCAGCUGAUGAGCCGCCAGCAAAGAUGAGACCAGCUUUUGUGCAACUUAAGAAGAUGACCGAAAAGAAACCACCCAAAUCCAAUGGCACGAAUAAAAAAGCAGAGAUGUCGGAUGAAGAGGGAAGUUCGGACGAUGAACCUCUAGCAGCUAUGAAGAGGAAGAAUGAGUCUUCAGCAAACAAGAGAAAGACGACACCAAAACGUACAAAAGGUACUCUGAAAAAGUCUCCAGAUUCAGACAACAGCUCAGAUGAUGAACCUCUGAGUAAAACCGCCAAAAAAGCACAGUCACAACAAAAGAGAAAGAAAUCCGACUUGGCGUCUGAAAAACCAACUCCGUCCGUCAAAUCCAGGAGGACUUCAGCGAUGAAUAAAGUUAACUAUCUUGAGACAUUCAGUGACAGCUCAGAUGAUGAAUCGCUGGCGUCCAAAAAGACCAAGAAUAUCCCUAAAGAGGAAAAGGCUUCGGGAGACAAGAAGACGGCCACAAAACCAGAGUCUUCAGAUGAACAUGCCGACUCGGAGGAUGAACCGCUGGCAGCAACAGAGAAUGCAGAUGUUGCUACAAAGGAGAAACGGACAGACCGGUUACUGGAAAAAUCUUCAGACGAAGACGGCGGCUCAGACGAUGAACCGCUGGCGGCGAAAAAGAAGAAGAUGGCGGCAAAUGUUUCAAAAAAGAAAAAUGCAUCACCAGCCAAGAAAGCUGCGAAAAGCAAAGCAACAAAACAGACUUCAGAUGAAGAGAAAAACUCAGAUGAUGAACCGCUGGAUGAAAAAAAGAACGACUCUGCGACAGAAGGUGAGAGCUCAGACGACAAGAGAAAGAAGAAUACUAAUGUGUCCAAAAAGCAGAACCCUUCAGCAAGUAAGAGAAGGACAAAUACGCGCACUGGGAAAUCACAGAAAGUUGACCCUGUUGAGAGAUCCAGCGGCAGCUCAGACGAUGAACCGCUGGCUUCAGUCAAACAGAAGAAGACGACGAAUGUUCCUAAAGGACGAAAGACUUCCAACAGGAAAAAAGCAACAAAUAAAAAGUCUUCAGACAUGGACGAAAGCUCAGAGGGUGAAAAGAAGGCAAAUCUUCCUGAAGAGCAAAACGAAACCCCAACAAAACAACAGUCUUCCAAUGAAGAGGAGAACUCAGACGAUGAACCGCUGUCGAAAAAUACGAAGAACACAAAAGCGCAAAACUCUUCAGUAAACAAGAAAACAGCAACAAACAAAGACUCUUCAGACGAAGAUGGCGGCUCAGACGAUGAACCGCUGGCGGCAAAGAAGAAGAAGAUGGCGGCAAAUGUUUCAAAAAAGAAAACUGCAUCACCAGCCAAGAAAGCUGCGAAAAGCAAUGCCUCAACAAAAUCUUCGGAGGAAGACGGCAGCUCAGACGAUGAACCGCUUUCAGCUAAAAAGAAAAAUGCAUCACCAGCCAAGAAAACUGCAAAAGAAUCUUCACACGAAGACGGCAGCUCAGAUUAUGAACCGCUGGCGGCAAAAAAGAAGAAGAUGGCGGCAAAGGUUUCAAAAAAGAAAAAUGCAUCACCAGCCAAGAAAACUGCGAAAAGCAAAGCAACAAAACAAUCUUCAGAGGAAGACGGCAGCUCAGAUUAUGAACCACUGGCUGCAAAAAAGAAGAAGAUGGCGGCAAAUGCUUCAAUAAAGAAAAAUGCCUCAUCAGCCAAGAAAACCCCCAAAAGCAAAGCAACAAUACAAUCUUCAGAUGAAGAGAGAAGUUCAGACGAUGAACCGCUGGCUGCGAAAAAGAAGAAUUCAAAAGUUUCUAAAUCGCAAAAGUCGUCAAACAAGGAGACAAGAGCAAACAAACGUACAGAAAAAUCACAGAAAGUCAACUAUGUGGAGAGUUUCAGCGACAGCUCAGACGAUGAGCCGCUGGCUUCAAUCCAGAAGAAGAAGAAGACAAAUGUUCCUAAAGGACGAAAGACGUCAACAACAAGGAAAGGAGCCAAUAAACCGUCUCAGGAUGGAAACAGCAGCUCGGACGACGAACCGCUGAGUAAAACGGUCACGAAGCCACGGUCCCGACCAAAGCAGAAGCCGUCCGCCGUGACGUCUGAAAGCACAGUUCUCAAAUCCAGGAGGACGGCGGCGAUGUUCAGAGUCAGGUAUGUUGACACUUCCAGCCACAGCUCAGACAUCGAGCCGUCGUCCUCAGUGAGGAAACGAAGGGCUUCAAGAAAGAAGAACACAACUACAAGUAAAAACAAAUUACAGAAAGAUCCUUCAGGCAGCAGCUCAGAUGACGAGGCCUUAAUCAUAGCCAAACACCCACAAGUGACCAAGGUGGUGAAGGUCAUGGUGGAGAGGUGCAGCAUUGAAGACAUUAAAGCCGCCACCGCCGCGCGGCAGAAUCCGACCAGAACAGAAGAAACAACUGCUGAGACGCCUGACGGAGAUGAUGUGAAGAGUCCAGAGGAAGUCCCGGAAGAAGAAGCAAAUUGAACUAACUGCUGACAACAUACCUGUUUGUAAUCCUGUUAAAUGUAUUCUUCUUUUAUACAUUAAUUACCUCCGCCAAGGAGGUUAUGGAAUCACUUCGGUUUGUUGGUUUGUUUGUUAGCAACAUUACGGAAAAAGUAAUGGACGGAUUGCAAUGAAACUUUAUGGAAAGGUGGGUCUUGGGCUAACU